CAGAGAAAGAGAGAGAGGCACACACACACACACAGAGAGAGAGAGAGAGAGAGGCACACACACACACACACAGAGAGAGAGAGAGAGAGAGGGACACAGGUCUGUCUCCUCGUUGAGCUCGGUGUGUUUUGUUUCUGGACGCGUUGAAUGAGCGACGCGCCGCGGAUCAUCACUGAACGCAAGCGCUGACGCGGCGAUGGCCUCGAAAUCUCUCCACGACUGUCUGCGAGGACAGUGUCUGGGUGUCCUCAGCUCCCGCUUCCGUUAUUACUUCCAGCACCCCUGGUCUCGUCUGGUGGUGGCCUACCUCGUCACCUUCUUCAACUUCCUGAUCUUCGCCGAGGACCCGGUGUCUCACAGCCAGACGCAGGCGCACAUGAUCGUGGUGGGGAACUGCUUCUCGUUCGUGGUCAAUAAAUAUCCCGGAGGAGGAUGGGACGUCCUGAAGGUCCUGAUGUGGAUCCUCGCCGUCAUCACAGGCCUGUUCGCCGGGAAGUUCCUGUUCCACCGACGCCUCUUCGGUCGUGUCCUGCGUCUGAAGAUGUUUCGGGAGGACCACGGCUCCUGGAUGACCAUGUUUUUCACCACCAUUCUCUCGCUCUUCAUCUUCUCUCACAUCUAUAACCUCAUUCUGCUCAUGAGCGGACAGAUGGGGCCUCACAUGGUGACGGAGUACAUGGGCAUCAGGAACGAGAGCUUCAUGAAGAUGGCUGCUGUAGGAACAUGGAUGGGAGAUUUUGUGACCGCGUGGAUGGUGACAGACAUGAUGCUGCAGGACACUCAUUAUCCAGACUGGGGCCGCAGCGCCAGACACUUGUGGAGACGGGGACACAACCGCAUUGUUUUGUUCUGGACGGUGCUGUUCUCGCUGACGUCUGUGGUGGUUCUGGUCAUCAGUACAGACUGGAUCAGCUGGGAUAACCUGAACCGAGGCUUCCUGCCCAGCGACGAGGUCUCCAGAGCGUUCCUGGCCUCCUUCAUCCUGGUCUUUGACCUCCUCAUCGUCAUGCAGGAUUGGGAGUUUCCUCAUUUCAUGGGCGAUCUGGACAUGAACCUCCCGGGUCUUUCCACCACGCAGCUGAAGUUCAAACUGCCCGUCUGCAAGCGCAUCUUUAAGGAUGAGUACCACAUCCACAUCACGGGGAAAUGGUUUAACUAUGGAAUCAUCUUCCUAGUCCUCAUCCUGGACCUCAACAUGUGGAAGAACCAGAUCUUCUACAAGCCCUAUGAAUAUGGUCAAUACGUAGGUCCAGGAGAGAAGAUCUUCACCGUGGAGGAUCCAGAGACGCUGCGCGACUUCAACCGCAGCACGCUGACCUGGGAGUGGCGCUCCACCAACAUCGACCCGCGCACCAACCUCACGUACGUCCAGAGAGACAUGUUCCUUCACAGCCGCUACGUGGGUUCCAGUCUAGACGUCAAAUGCCUGGCGUUCAUCCCGAGUCUGGCGGCCUUCGUGCUCUUCGGGUUCUUCAUCUGGCUGUUCGGACGCUUCCAAGCCUGCGAGACAUUCCCUGAGAAUCAAGACAAGAGCUACGAGCGCAUCAAGCGCAAGUCGCCGUCUGAUCUGGGAGUCACGCCGGAGGAAGUGCACAUCACCAUGAGCGAGGCCUUGAAGAGGAGUGGGACACCCAUGCUGCUUCUGGUGGACACUCAUCAUUUCGGGUCGUCGAACAACUCCAUGUCGCCGUGUUCGAACGAAACCCAGGAGACCCAACCCAGUGUAGCCGUUGACAGCAGCGCCCAUGAGGACACAGCUGAUGUUAAAAAACUGACCCCAUGACUGUAGCCAAAGGUCAAAUCGGCUUUCUGAGAUCCUCAGUCGAUUGGCGUGAGAGUCCUCGGGAAACAGACUGUACCUUGACAUUUUUAUUUUUAUAUCAAGCGAUCUUGCACUGCGCUCCAAUGUUCUGAACCUUUUCCACGUUCUCAAGGACAUUGGUCUAUGGUGCUGGAUGGUAGACUUUUCUAUGUGUUUUUUCUUGUGCCUACAUGGAUGAAAUGUUAACCUCACAGUGAACGCAUGGCAUGAUGGUCAUGAAAAUACUUGUAAUGAACACCUAAAUCUGUGCCUUCAUUCAAAAACCUUUGAAGGCAGUGCUGGGUAGAUUACUUACAAACUGAAGUCUGUAACUGAUUCUAAAUGACAAAAAUAGUAGCAAUUAAUGCAAUCUAUUACAUAUAAUCAGAUGACUUUUAGAAUACUUUUGAUCUAACUUGUUUAUCACAUCGAUUUAAAUAUGAUAUUAAAAUGAAAAUACAAAGAGAAAGCAAAUAUAUUCCAUUUGGUGUUAUUAACAGCAUGAAGUGCAUUAUACAUUACGCUACAUCACGGUUUCCCAAACUGGGUUUUGUGAAGGAACUGACGGGGGUUGUGCAUUUAUUGAAAACUUAAUUAUUAAAUCAUUAAUAUGUAAAAUUAAAAUGACAACAAUUCAAAUAAAACACUUACCAAAAACUUACCUGGAUGUGUCAUGUGACCAUUAACUGACUUCAAAGGAUGUGCAAAAGUUUGUAAAUACAGUGGUCAAAUGCCGUCUUUGUGUGAAUGUCUAAACUGGAAGACUUUCUGAUUGUGUAUUAGUGGUAGGAUGUUUUAUAAAGGAACAUUUAAAAGGAUAAAAAGAACAAUAAGGAAGAAAAAAUACAUUCUAAACGAUGUAUUGCUGUUGUGGCAAUAGUAAUUAAUAACAAGCGACUGUCUGAAUACAAGUAUUUUAAAAUGUAAUCUAAUUCCAAGUACUUCAUUUUUGGAUUCUGAUUGCGUAAUCCAGAACACAUGUAAUCAGCACCUACCCAGCACUGAUGGUACGUUACAAAAGAUUGUGUCGAAUCAUUAUCUGUUGAGCUAUUUAUCAGUUAUUAUCAGACACCAAACUGCUGUGCAACCAAAUAUGUUCACAUGCUUGUAUUGGAAAAUCUCAUUUACAUGUUUCUCGAGAAGUCGAAUUAUAGUGUACGGCACAGUUUUCAGUAAUUUCAUGUUUUUAGUUUCAGCCAAAGCAAAACCUGGUUCCUUUGUCUUUUAUACGUCUGUGAUUGUGAAAUCUUCACUGCAGUGUUAUGUUUUCCCAUCAUCUGUCCAUGUUGGUCCUCUGUGUUUUUCUGAUGAGCAGGUGAGCCCCUCUUAAAAUGUUUGGACGGUAAAUAUCAGAUAUAUUUGCGUCAAACCCUGUUAUCAAUAAAGACCUUCUUCUGACACGCAGGUACCAUGUUAUUUCAGCAGUUGCAUGUUAUUGGUGGAAAUGCUUCCAAAGUGGCGUUAGUCCCCAGGAGUUGUGGUCCAGUGUGACCUUGUUGCCAAGCAACACUCGAAGGCCGUCCUUCAUCCAGAUGUCAAUCCGCUUCUGCAGAAAGUGGCAAUCAAACCCAUUUAAAGGAACAUUGGGUAAACAAUGAUUAGGCACCAUUACGGGUCAAAACACAAGGGUUAGUUAUAAAAGCAUUUUUCAAGUCAAGUCUGCGUUACUGUCAAUUCCUCCACAUGUCCAGUACAUGCAUACAGAGAAGGUGAUUUAUUAAAGCUUUCAGAACGUUACCGCUUCACAUGUGGCCACUACAGCGUUUGUUCCAGCAGAGAGUAGUGUAACAGCUUCUUUAAAGACAUUUCGGUUCAUAAUAGAUCCUCUUUAUUGCUUUUGAAGUUUGUCGACUGCCUUUUCAAAGCACUGUGCUUUGACAUGAUUAUUCUCAAUCUUUUCUGUACAAUAGUUGUAAACCUGAAAUGUUCUGGCUAUAUUUGCACGGCUUUUAAUCUCCACACAACACAAUACACUGGCGAGGGAAUCUGGAGCACGCUUGACUGUAGUUGUUGUUGCGGAUGUGGCAAGACGUUUGUGUGUCAUGUGACGUUUGAUGCUGGGAAAUCGGUUCCUCACCAUCCGACUGUAAGUCCGCCCCUAACUUUCAAUAUCUGUGAUCAUGGAGAGAAAUUAGCUAUUGAUCUCUUUGCAGUGCACUGUCAGAUAUGCAGUACUGUAUUAGCAAAGUGAGUUAGAGGGGAAAAUGACACCGAAAUGAACCCCUGAUAACCUACAGCUGAACAGUGUAAGUAACAAUCUCUACAUUUAUUAAAGCAGUUGUUUCUAAUGUUUCAGUCAGAUUCAGACAGUAAUAUUAUAUGAAUUUUAGGCGUGAUUGCAUAACGGCUGAAAACUGUUGUGUGUUUAUCAAAUAAGUGAGGAAAUAAUUUGUGAAAAGUGCUAAAUUGCACACAACGAUACUUUUUAAUCAUGUAAAAAUGUACAUGCACAAAGAAAAUUUUGAGCAGUAUCCCAAUAUUGGAAUAAUUCACUGUAAACCUGUUUUCAGAACGAAAGGAUAAAUAGGCUAAAUUUCACGUAGGCUACAUAAAAAAAUUAAUGGUUCAAAAUAUCUCUUUAUUCGAAGUUGAUCUACAGAUAUACAUGGACACUGUCUAAAGAAAACUGUAUAGUCGUCUUACCGUAUUUGUCCCACUUAAUGUGUUAAAUAUUUCAUUUAUUUUUAAAUGUUUCUCAUUAAACUGGCAAAACAUA
Molecule: messenger RNA, 4517 nt
Organism: Carassius gibelio (silver crucian carp)
Lineage: Eukaryota; Metazoa; Chordata; Actinopteri; Cypriniformes; Cyprinidae
Gene: tmem117
Product: transmembrane protein 117
Exons: 8
Coding region: 197-1783 (528 amino acids)
Biological process (GO): intrinsic apoptotic signaling pathway in response to endoplasmic reticulum stress
Source: RefSeq, a predicted model, not a curated record